Exaiptasia diaphana is the source of this 3736-nucleotide messenger RNA. RefSeq names its product deoxynucleotidyltransferase terminal-interacting protein 1. The transcript is spliced from 15 exons. Gene Ontology annotation, molecular function: nucleosome binding; DNA binding. NCBI's taxonomy places the organism in Eukaryota, Metazoa, Cnidaria, Anthozoa, Actiniaria, Aiptasiidae. The coding region runs from base 30 to 1157 and encodes 375 amino acids. Gene Ontology annotation, cellular component: nucleus. The record is from RefSeq and is a predicted model, not a curated record.
UGACGUCAACCAGUAGACAAGAAGGAACAAUGGCGGAGCCACCAAGCGCCUUUCAGGAAUCGGAGUAUGAAGCUUCUUACCCUAAAAGAUUCCGGUAUUCGCGAAAUUAUGGCACAGAAAUUGACAGAGAAGAACAAGAAGAAAAAGCAGAAGUAAAGAAAGAAACCACGCCAAAUCCAUUCAACAUGACUGCAAGGAAUUUCCCCAAAAAGAGAAAUCACUACAUCAGGUCAUCUAUGGCUUCAUAUAACAGAACAAGGGGAAGUUCUGUAGGUGGCAACAAAGCACUAGAACUUGUGCGCGCUGCGCUGCAACCAUCCUUGAAUUCAGAGAUAGAGCAAGUAUUAAAGAGUUAUCAAGAGAUGUACAAGAUGGCAGCAGCAAAUGCCAGAGAAAAUACUGGAGAGACAAUUUCAGAAGAGCAGAUAAAUACUGUCAUAAGGAAGAGUUUAGAUGAGGCCAAGCUUAUGUACAGAGUUGAUUUAAGGGGCUCUGUAGAUAAAAUCAAGUAUGAACGCAGUGAAAGAGGAAGCAGCCCUGUCAUACAAAAGAAACGACCUCGCCUGGAUGUUGAUAGAGUAGAAAGAUCAACAGCAGCAUCAAGAGCCGCAGACUCCAAGACCAUUGCUGCAUAUGAUUGGGAUCCAGAAAGCAUAAAUGAAGACACAGAAUUUGUCAUGGGUGUAAAAGCAAACAAAGCUCUUGGGUUUGCAGCCACUAGAGGAAAGCUAUACUACAGACAUCCUCAUCUUUUCAAGUAUUCUGGUGAUUCUGACGACAAGCAGUGGUUAUAUGAACAAAGUCAGCUGCCAAUCACUGGUGGAAAGGCAUUUUUAAUGAUAUGUGAGGAGGUGAGAAACCUGGUGCAGACUCAUACAGAGUACAGAGAAAAUGAAAACAUCAAGAUAAAUGAUCUUAAAGGUUUCAAAGUACCCAAACAAAUGAUUGAGAAAAUGAAGGCCUACAUGAGAAAAGCAAAAAGGGAAGCAGUGCGAAGACGUGCUGAACAAAACAAAACAAUGCCCAAACUGGAAAGAGUAGAACCACCUCCACAGAAAACAGAGAAAGUGACUGAGACUGAUGCAUCAGGAAAGGCCAAAGAUGCAACUGAAAGUACACAAGAAGGAAAGACUGAAAUACAGACAGCAGUAUCAUAAAAUUACUAAUAUACUCAGACUUCAAAUUCAACCUCAGGCAGUUGCAAUCACAAUACUACAGUUAACAUCCUCCAAGAUUACAAAAUGGAUUGUACUGUCACAUAGGGAUGAAAUUCAAUACUAUUUGUCUUUACUUCAACUGAUAACUGGUUUCUGACUGGUUUCUCAUCCUCGUUAUCAUUCCUGCAAGCACCAGAAAGUAAUAUGUUGUUCCAACAAACGAAAUCAUCAAGAAUGUUCUGCAGAAUCCUUUUCAAACUUUUACUGUGUGAUGGAAAAACUGCAAAUCUUAAUAGGUUUGUGUAUCCAACUUAAACUGUACAUGAAUGAACCUGUUAAAAAGGAAAACAAAACACUACCUGAAAAUUAAUUUUAGUAUUGGAAGACAGCCUGAGCUAUUCAGAUUGUUUUAAGUUGUAUCAAUAAUGGAUGACAGGCAAAGUAGCACAUAUUUGAAAAGCAUAACUGUACCAUCAUGAUAAUUCCAUGGUUUUCUGGAUAUUGUGCUACAAUGCUUUCUUCUAGACUGUUAUGACUUUUUCCAUGUGGACCAAGGUUAUUAUUCCAGGGGCGUAUCCAGGAAUUUAAUUGAGGCAGGGGGGAGGGUUCCUUACAUACCAAAUUGUCACAUCAUGUCAAUAUGAUGUUACAUGUAGUAUCAAUCUAUGGUUUUCAUGCUUUUUGGCUUUGAAAGGAGGGGGGUCACAGGCACCCUGUGACCCCCUGGAUGCRCCCCUGAUUUAAGAGUUUAUUUCAAAUGAAGUUAUUUUAGGAAACAUUGAAUACUGAAGACAACGUAUUGAAAUGCAUUGUGGUUUUCUCUCACCAAACAAAAGGUUUCUUAAGCAAUCGACCAUACAUGUACCAGCACUGUAUUGUCAAGAACUUUAUUGGCUUAGAAUUGUCAUUUUACAGUAUAAUGCAGCUAAUGUGCAGUCUUCAGUCUUCAAUGUUUUCUGAUAAUAGCUGCUGUAUCCUAUUUAGUUUUUAUGGGCAUGUACUGGAAGGCUUUGGGAAUUGGACCUUGAAAAGUUUAUAGUUGCCUGCUGAAUAUGUGAUUGGAGGAAAAUGGGGAGCAUAACAGAAAAAAAGGCUCAUUAUUUUAUAGUUUCACCACUUCUGUCCCUACUGAAGUGAGUUUGCCUUUCCUUGUCAGCAGACAAGACACUUCAAACGAAAAACUGUUACUAUGAAAAUGCAUCUCAAAGAGGACUUAAACAGACUUUGUAUAGAAUCACAGCAUGUAUUCUACCUUCCUUUUGGCAAAUUAAGAGCAAGCAUUUUGCUGCUUUCUCUUUCCUCCAUUCCCUAUCAUAUCAAAAUGCUUUUGCUGUUUUGUUUCAAUCUCAAUAUAUCAUUUUCAUUGUAAUUUGAGCUAGCAUAUCUUUCUUCCUUGAACAAGUUACUCAGUUUUUUAGCAAUUGUACAUGUAAGCAAAACUUUUGAUGGAACAAAAAUCAUCAGGUUUAGCUGUGCAUUACAUGCUGCAGUAUUAUAUAGCUGAACUCUCACAUCUUUUCAUGAUUGCCCAUUUUGAAACAUUUAAAUGUAAAAUAUUUAUCACUAAUAUAACAAUCUUAAUGAAAUUUGUAAAUUAUUUCAUUCAAUAAUGAUAUACAUAUUUAACAUAAAUUAUCAACCAACUUUCAUUUUGACUGUGAAAAAAGUAUAGUUUGUACUUUGUGUAGUUUGUACUGUUCAGAAAUAACAAAAAAAAAAAAACACAAACAAACAAGAUAGUUAUAUAUUCAGUGUUCAGCAAUAAGUUUUGCAAAUCGUCAAAUGAAAAUCACUUUGUUAUAGAUAGAAGUACAUUCCAUGACAACACAAAAGCUCCAUUUUUUGUUGCGAAUUAAGACAGGAAACUAUAUUGUUUUCAGCAAUUAGAGAUGGAUGGCAUAUGGAGUCUAUUAGUUUUAUAUUAUAUUUCAAUCUUAUUAAUGAUGCUAUUCGAAUAUGUUUAACACUUCUAAGCUCAUCCUUCAGUUAUCCUUAUAGGUAUAUACAGGGCCUGUGAAGUUUUGGGUCAUCGUGGUUUUAGGCAGUUCUUACUGUUCACCAUGAGCUUUGAACCAUGAUUGUGAAUGGUAUGCUUUCCAAUUAAGGACUGGCUGGUCUGGCUAGAUGAGUGUAUUUGGUGCUCUUUCCAUUUGUCAGAACUGACUUGCUAGACCCAGACAAAAAUUCCAUUUUUAAUCAUUCCUGUUCUACAUUAGCAAGAAUCAAGUUUUAAAUUUUAUCCAUUAUUUCAAUGGAAAUCUUGACAAAAGUAACUUUUUACUUAUUAGACCAGUUUUGCUACCAGUUCUGCCUAGUAAAAGUGCCAUUACACAGAGUUUUCCAAUACUCUGACAAAUUUAUGCACAUUUUAUCCAWAUAACAAUAGAUUUACAAUACAAUAGAAUACAAUACCAUUGCCUAAAUUUGUUAAUUYAACAGAGUAUUGUGCAGUCUGGCCGGUCAGCUGACAAAAGGAAGACAGACUGCUUUGGUCUGGAAAUGGAUUCGCACGUUAAUAAAAUGGAAAGCAAAUAUUGUGCAUGAUUUUAUUUUAACCAAAUAAAGUAUUUCUGAAAGUA